Caenorhabditis auriculariae is the source of this 6469-nucleotide messenger RNA. NCBI's taxonomy places the organism in Eukaryota, Metazoa, Nematoda, Chromadorea, Rhabditida, Rhabditidae. The record is from the annotation of a GenBank genome assembly.
AUGUUCGCCAACGACUUCCUCGAGUUGCGACGAAGGAGCUCCUCACAGGUAUGAUUGAGUUUUUGGCUUGGUUACUGUCUUCUUGAGGUUAUGGUACCUUGGUGUUAAAUCUUAUAGAGAGUUUCUAAAAUCAUCGUAGCACUCUUUUGUUGAAGAAGCUUACAGUUCAGAUUUUUUCGAAUCCUUCUCAGAUACCGCAACUUUUAAAGCAGGUUACUGUAGUUUUCAGGUUACAGUAGUCAGGUUACGGUAACUGGAAUUAGUACAGAUAGGGUGUUGAUAGAAAAUUGUAUGAAAAAUGUGAGUGUUCAAAUUAUUUAAAGAUACCGUAAAUUUUUUUAGCUUGUUUACUGUAAAGUUUAGGUUACAGUAGUAAAUUACGGCACCUAAAAAUAGGAGAUAUACGGAGUUGAUAGAAAUUCGUCUAAAAAAUCUGAGAAUUUUUUUUUUAAAUUGAGAUUUCAGCUUCUUUCUGAUCCUUCUCAGAUAACGUACCUUUUCCAAGCACUGUAAUGUAAUCUUCAGAUUACGGUAGCUAGGUUACGGUAGCUGAAAAAAAGGAGAGAUAGGGAGUUGAUAGAAAAUUGUAUAAAAAAAGUCUAAAAAUUUUUAAAAAAAUUGACAUUCUAGCUUUUUUUCAAACUUUUUUUCAGAUACUGUAGCUUUUUUUCAUUACUGUAAGAGGUUACGGUAAGAAGAAGUCAGGUCGGCUAGAUCUACUAAUUAUUCAAAGAAUCAGAUUCCUCUCUAAAAUUGAAAAAAAUUCGCUACUAUAAGAUUUUAUGCUACCCAGAACACUAAAAAAAAUUUCCACAUAAAAAAAAUUGGGCCCAUUUUGAAUUUCCCAAUUUUUAUGUGUCAAUUUCAUACUUUCCUCCAUAAAAUCUGUGAAAAUGUCUGUUUUUCUUCUGGUUUCCUUCCUUCUCUCUUUUCUUUAUUGUUUCUGAACUUUGUUUAAACUAAGAAUGUGAAAAGGAAAAAAAAACGACGAGGGACGGAGAGAUUGGACGAUUUUUCUUGAGGGGCUCUCACAUGUUGUUUAAUUUUUUGAAAAACCUGGGAAUCCAAGGAAAUUGUCUGGGUUUCUUAUUUCUUUUGAACUUCUUACAUAAAUCUUCCUCUUUAUUUUUUCUAAGAAUUCUGAAGUUGGAGUCUUUUUAAGCUACUGAUAAAUCUUUAGAGUCGCUCAAUAGUUCAAAAAUUUUCCCUUUUGACAGAUUUUUGAAAAACUUGGGCAUUUCUAGUGACCACUUUAGUAGCUUGUGUACUCUUAAGUGAUCCCUAGAGUUUCUCAGAAACGUCCGGUUCUAAAAAAGUCCACUUCCGAAUUUCUACUGCUUUCUCUGAGUUUUUUGAAGCUUUUUUUCCAUUUUUUAAAACUUCCAUUAUUUUAAAAACUCUUAAGUACUAACCUGACUGAGCUUCUUUCUUCUAAUACUAACCUGACUGAGCUUCUUUUUAGUUUCUCCUUCAAUUUUGAUGAUUUUUUGAAUUUCUUCAGCUUUCUUCAGAGCUUGUCUCAGACCUCCAAAGCUUCUUCUAAUCAAAAAAAAACUUUAAAAUCAAUUAAUUGAAGGAAAUGUUUUAUAUUAGAGGUCGAAAAAGGGCAAUUUUCAGCUAGAAAGUUUUUUUCGAAUGUGUUUUAAUGUUAUAGAUAGAUAUUAUGGUAGUUUCAAAACCAAAAUUUUCAACUUUCGAGGCAUUUUUGGACUUUGAGGCGCCUUGAUUCUAGAUCAUUUUCUUACGCACAAAAAGUGUGUUUUUCUUGGUAUUUUUUUUCAAUUUUAAUCAAGUUUAAGAUUCAAAAAAAUUAAUAAAUUUUCCAGGAUCUCGGCCAAAUGGUUCACAAGUCAAUGUCGACCGCAACGACACCUGAUGUCCCGAAUUCGCAAAGUGAGGCAUUUUUUGUUUUGAGGGCAAUCAAUCAGAUCGAGGGUCGAAAAAAGUUCACGGGAAAAAAAUUGGGAAGAACUCUUCCUGGUUCCGUUACGUAUUGGGAAAAAAACACGGAAGUUCCCUAGAGACUUAACUUCAAAGGCCUAAGUUUCCUUAAGACCUUACUUGAAGACCUAAGUUUUCUUAAGACCUUUCUUGAAGACCUAAGCUUCCUUAAGACCUUUCUUAAAGACCUAAGUGUCCUUAAGACCUUACUUAAAGACCUAAGUGUCAUUAAGACCUUACUUAAAGACCUAAACUCAAAUGAGACCAGCUUUAGCAGGACCAAGAAAAAAUCUCAUCAUCCUCCUUCAGUCUCGACGAUCGGCGCGAUUCUCCAAAGAAAGUCGUCCGUGGCACAGGCUUUGGCGAAAACCGCGGAGAGUCUGAAGCAGUCCUACGAGCUCCGGAAGCAAGCCUCACCCGCUGACCUCAUUUUCGACCUCUUCAAGCACCCGAAUCGCGAUGACGCCAACAUUGGGAAACUCAUCAAGGUGAGGAUUUGUCUGACCUGUCUGCACUUUCUUUUCUCUCGCCUAGAAGAGACUUGAAAAUGAGAAAAAGUCCAGGUUCUGAAAUCGUUCGGACUUCGCGAGAAGGACCCACGUCUUCGCGAGAUGAUGAAACGGAUCAAGGAGUUCGAGGAGGAUUCCGAAGACGAGGACCGCGCCGUCAACGACAUGACCCGCAAGCAGUUCAAAGAGUUGGUUUCAGUCCUUCUGACCUCUCUGUGCCCUCUUUUCUCUCAUCGGAGAGGUCGGAGAAAGCGCAGAGAUGUCAUACAGUCACACAGAAAAAAAAUUCACUAAGCUGUGAAGAUUCAUAAUAAAGUGACCACUUGAGGGUUGGGCCUCUAAUGUGACGGAUAAAAAACCAGAAAAUGAGACGAAAAAAAAGUGACAAAACUGAAGUUUCCAGAGUCUUAAAGCUCCUAGUGACCACUUGAGAAGGCUAAAUGACUCCUUUGAGUUAUUACUCUAGGGUUCAAAUAAGCCGACGAUUCAAACGCUAAGUGACCACUAUAGUGGACUAAAAGGCUUCAAUCUUUUUUAGCGCUUUUUUAUGAAGUUUUUGUCUGUACAGUUAAAAGUAGGAGAAUAAACCCCUUCAAUGACCUCUUGAAUAAAUAUUGGACCCUGCAGUGACCACUUGAAUAAAAAAUGGAACCCCUACAGAGACCACUUGGGGAAUAAACGCGCCUUCAAAUUUAACUACUUUUCCUAUAUCUUUGCACUUCUGGAACAUUGAUCAUGGAAAAAACCAUCCAAGAACUGUUUUCCAAUUUAAAGGCGCAUGAACUUUGCUCAAAAAAGGUCUCAAAGCGUUUUCUUCCCUAGCGCAUUUUAGCAAAUGUCUUCGGUCACGAAGAGUCUCUCCCAUUAAAAGAAGUUCAAAAAGGGUCCGUCCUUUUUUUUUGCCUGUAGAGUUGAAAAUAAAAACCCUUCAGUGACCACUUAAGGGAAAAUAUGAACCCCUUCAGUGAUCAUUUAAAGAAAUGUAUGAGCGACGUGGCGAAUUAUCCCACUUUUUUUUUCAUUUUUGACAGAUUUCUUCAUUUUUUGCUUUUCUGGAACAUUGAUCAUGGAAAGAACUGUUUCAUAAUUUAAAGGCGCAUGAACUUUGCUCAAAAAGAGGUCUCGAGGUUUUUUCUUUCCUAAAGCAUUGUAGCAAAGGUCUUCGGUCACGAAGAGUCUCUCCCAUUAAAAAGAAGUUCAAAAAGGGUCCGUCCUUCUCAUCUUUUCAUUCCCCUUGAUACCGAGUUUGAUAGACGCGCGUACACAAUCACCCCUGAUAAACUGGUAUUUUUUUAUGGGCCAGACAUAAAAAUGGGGUUCGGUUUUGUUACUUUUCGCGGCCGUUCUUUGGUUAAUUGAGACGGAAUUGUCGCGUCGCGAGACAACUUUCUUAUCUUGAAAUAACUAAAAAGUGUUUUUUCCGCAACUGAUACGGUAACAGUGCGGUGGUGUGGGGCUAUUAAAAGAGACCACGAGGUUUGGUUCAAGUUUCGGGGGUAUUCCAAAUGAUGCACGGUUCAAAAUGAAGGUUUAGAAAUUGUUGGAGUAUCACCAUAAUGAUGAAUAAAUAGAUAAAAGAGAGUUGUCUGUGGAGUCCAUUAAAAAAAUCAGCCUAGAGAAAAAAAUUCAUCAUACGCUCGUUCUACACAAUAUGCUUCAUGAAAAAAAAAAAAACUUUUAAAUUAAUUUUUUAAAAAAGAAGACUUUAUGAAAAAAACUUGAACAUUUACAUUUAGAAAAAAAUCGAAAAACCUCGGGAUUUCUUCUAAAAAAAUGAAGUCUAAAAAAAUUAAAAAAAAACUUUGUUCGAUCUUAAGGGAAAUUUAGAUACCUUUUUUUCUUCAAGUAACAGGUCUUUUGGAAAAAUCGAAAAGUUCAAAAAAAUUCAUUUAAAAAAAUUUUUUUCUUAAACGAUACUUGUCAAGGGAAAUUCCAAAAUACUCAUUUUUAUCACGAUUCCAAUAGUUAGAUCCUUUGAUUAACCUUACAAAUUCCAUAAAAAAAGAAUAUUUUUUUAAAAAACCCGGCAAAAAAAUUUUUUUCAGCACAUCUUAUCUGAUUAAUUUUACGAUUUCGAGCUUCAAAAAUUUUUAAAUAUUGAAAAAAAUAACUCACUUUUCUCCUUCUUUUUGAUUCAUCCGAGGUAGCUUUUUGAUAAAUAGUAGAAAUCAAGAUUAAUAUGAAGAGAAUCAGAAGAAAAAAUUAGAUGAAUAUUUAAAAAAAUGACGAAAAAUAGGAUAUUGAUGAAUGGAGGAAGGCUAGGGCGCGAACGAUUUUUUUGCGAGGUCAAAUUGUGAUCUAGAGUUUGGGUCAGGCUAAAAAUAUUGGCUCAGUGAAUCCGAUUAUAAAAAAAUUUUCUAUUAAAAAAAUCAAACCUUUGGAAGAAUAAAGGUUUCAUUCAAACAAAAUUAAAUAUGACGAUACCGUAAAAAAAUUCCCUUUUUUUCAAAAAUCGUUUCAAGACCAUUUCUAUGAAAAAUAUCGAGGAAGUGAGUUCCAGAUCGAUUCUAAAAAUUUUUUUAAUUUUUUUAGGCGUUUUUCGAAAAUGUAGUAUUUCAACAAUCAAAAGCCCUUAUUUAACAAAUCAAGUUGGUAAACACGGUCAAGUUGUGCCCUAUAUAAUAGUUUCGAGACCAUUUUAUUUAAAUAUCGUAUCAGUGAAACAGUAAAUUGCGGAUGCAAGUCAAAUUUUUUCAGUAGGGGUUCCUAGGGAGGAGAAAGUCCUAAAAUCUGCCUUUUCUUGAAUUUUAAUGGGAAAUUGGUUAGUUCCUCUUAAUCAGGUUUUCCAAAAAACUUUUUUCAAUCUGAAAAAAGCAAUUUCUGUACUUUUGUGACCCUAUUCUUGUUUCCGAGCACCUUCCUGUCUCGAAAAAUGGGGCAGGGCCUGUAGUGAAACAGACCGGAAUCCUGAAAAAAAUAGCAUGACGAGUUUCCAGGUGCAUCAACCCGUCGGUGGGGCUCAUUUCGACGGCUCUCCGCAACCAGCUGAUCAUCCCGAACUGGUCCGAGUUCUGCGGCAAUAUCAAGAAGAUCUUCGAUGAGGUAACCCUCGAAUUGAAUAUUUUUUUGGCUCAAAGUCAGAAUUUUCCAGUGCCGUUUGGUAACGGACGGCGAGGUCGCCAAGUACAUCCCUCAAUUGGCCCGACAGGAUCCCGAAAUCUGGGGCAUGUCGAUUUGCACCAUCGACGGACAGAGAUACUCCCUGGGCGAUGCCAAGACCAACUUCUGCAUUCAAUCCGUUUCCAAGGUACUGAUUAAGUGAUAAGAACCUUAGGUUUUGAUCUAGAAAAGAACUUUGGUUCAGAAUCGAUCAAAAGUGAAAUAGCGCCUAGGAAAACUGGAAAAGGACGUGCUCCGGACGUUCUUGGGCGAUUCUAGGAUCACUUAAGAGUGCUGACACUACUAAAGUGGCCACUAGAAUCGGCGCGACACGCCCGUUUUGAAAAAAAAGCUCCGGGCGUUCUUGGGCGAUUCUAGGGAUCACUUAAGAGUGCUGACGCUACUGAAGUGGUCACUAGAAUCGCCGCGACACGUCCUUUUUGAAAAAAAAGCUCCGGGCGUUCUUGGGCGAUUCUAGGGAUCACUUAAGAGUGCUGACGCUACUGAAGUGGUCACUAGAAUCGCCGCGACACGUCCUUUUUGAAAAAAAAGCUCCGGGCGUUUUUAAACAAUUCUAGGGUUCACUUAAGAGUGCUGACACUACUGAAGUGGUCACUAGAAUCGCCGCGACACGUCCGUUUCGAAAAAAGAGCUCUGGACGUCUUUGGGCGAUUCUAGGGAUCACAUAAGAGUGCUGACGCUACUAAAGUGGUCACUAGACGUCCGAGAAGCUACUCAAACUUUGAUAAAAUCUUGAAAACAAGAAGGCGUUUUAGGCGUUCAACUACUCGAUCGUGGCGUCGGACCUCGGCGCUGACGUCAUCCAUUCCUACGUCGGACACGAGCCCAGUGGACGACUUUUCAACGAGAUUUGCCUUGAUGGAAGUGGUGAGUCUUACAAGGUCGUUUACACUGACUAA